Molecule: messenger RNA, 1145 nt
Organism: Saccoglossus kowalevskii
Lineage: Eukaryota; Metazoa; Hemichordata; Enteropneusta; Harrimaniidae
Source: RefSeq, a predicted model, not a curated record
AUUCGGCAUCUCAAACACUGUCAGUGCACUGUGAGUUCGUGACCUUGUGUGUAACGCCCACGCUAUCCAGGUCAUUGACAAUAUGGCCACCAAUGCGAAUUUAAUAAUUUACCGACCAAUUGUUUGAUCUCAAAGUACACAUUGCUUGUAUUUAUCUAUUUAAAUAACCUGUAACCGUGUAGACGUACAAGAUGUCGGAAGCGUUACAAUUCUGCCACCAUAAGGAAGGGGUUAGUAGCGCCGUUCGCCAGCUGGCUGAUGUCUAUUGGAACUGGAGAUUGAAAAUCAGACCCGAAUUCGCAACGCUGACGGGGUGCCAUGUUUACGACGACCAAUUGGAUUGUCAUACGCUCGAAACGUAUGAUGGUAUGAAGAAACAAGGCGAAGAGUUCUUACGUCAGUUGAACUGCCACGAUGAAUCUGACAUGGACGCAGAAGACUGGACAAAUUAUGUUAUAUUGAAAGAAGAACUCAACAUGUUCCUGUCGGGAAUUAAAUUUAAGGGUUAUCUGUUGUGCCUCAAUUCGCCCGAAGAUGGUCGUUUCUACUUUGCCCGCGUCAUCAAUCGAAUGAAAUUUGAAAACGAAGGCGAUUAUAACAAGUUACUGUCAAGAUAUGAAAAGUUCCCUGAGCAGAUGAAUUGUUUUAUUCAACUUUUCAAACAAGGAAUCAAGGAAGGAAUGACACACCAUGUCAACUGUGUGAAAGGAAUGGCAGAAAGCAAUGAGAAGUUCUCCCUAUUGGACCCAAAGGAUACCGCCUUUUACACCCCAUUCGAGAAAUUAGUGAGCUGACAAAUAUACCUAAAGACAGAAAAGAAGAGAUCAAAUCACAGGGCAUUCACUUAAUCGUCAAUAAUAUUCAAGAGUCUGUCAAGACAUUAGUGGUUUUUCUGAAAAAAGAAUACUUUAAUCACCUUCGAACAAAUAUGGGGUCAUCGGCAUUACCAAAUGGCAAGGCAUUUUACGAGGAAUCGCUAAAGUUCCAUAUUACCUGUGACCUAUCAGCAGAGGAGGUCCAUAACAUAGGGUUCAGAGAGGUGAAACGAAUUAAAGAAAAUAUGCAUCGGGUAAUGAAGCAGGUUGGUUUCCAAGGCGACAUCAAAUCAUUUUUUGAGUAUUUAAGAAAUGAGAAACGUUUUUACU